Molecule: messenger RNA, 4914 nt
Organism: Brettanomyces nanus
Lineage: Eukaryota; Fungi; Ascomycota; Pichiomycetes; Pichiales; Pichiaceae
Exons: 1
Coding region: 1-4914 (1637 amino acids)
Biological process (GO): DNA-templated transcription
Cellular component (GO): RNA polymerase I complex
Molecular function (GO): DNA-directed RNA polymerase activity; DNA binding
Source: RefSeq, a predicted model, not a curated record
AUGGAUAUGACAAAGCCUGUGGGCUCGGAAAUCACUUAUGUUGACUUCAGUGUUCUCACAACUGGGGAAAUAAGAAAGCUUUCAGCAAAGCAAAUCACAAAUCCGUCAGCCUUUGAUAGUUUGGGACAUCCAGUUCCUGGUGGUUUGUACGAUCUUGCGUUAGGUGCUUUUUUUCGUAAUAACUGUGCUACAUGCGGAUUGUCUGAGAGGAUUUGUCCGGGUCAUCAAGGUCAUAUUGAAUUACCUGUUCCCGUCUAUAACCCUAUGUUCUUUAGCAGGCUUUUUCUCCUUUCUCGUGGCUCAUGUAUUUACUGCCAUCAUUUUAAGAUAAGAUCUAUCAAGUUGCAUGCAUACGAAUGUAAACUUCGUUUAAUUCAGUACGGCUUGAUUUUAGAAGCUUCUCAGAUAGAUAAGCUGCAGGUUGACACUGAUGGAGACGACGAAGCCGUUGAAUAUAAUAAAAAAAGUCACGAGGCUCACAAGCUACCAGUUUCUCCGGCCGAAUCUAACCUACUUCAGAAGAGAGAAUUGUUUGUUUAUGAAUCCAUCAAUGCCGCUUUAAAGGAUGGUCGUACCAGUAAGGGAGGUGUGUACACGGGUGCUAUUCUUCAGGCUCGUAAGCAACUCAUCAAAGAGAUAGAUAAGGAACUUGUUGCCAAAUCUCGUUGUGAGAAUUGUGGAAUGCAUUCACCCAAAUUACGUAACGAUGGCUACUCUAAGAUCUUCGCUAAUGCUCUUUCUCCUAAGGAAAGAGAUGCUAACAGUACCAACAUGUCUUUAUCUGGCAAUAUUCUUGAGGGUGAGACUAGCGACACCGUCGAGAUUGCCUCUGGAAAGGGUUCUCGUUAUAUCCUUUCCACUGAGAUCCUUGGCUUAUUGAAAGCUGUUUUUACUGUUGAGCAGCCUCUUGUGAAAUGUCUGUUUCACUCGAGGCCCGAUACUCCGAAGUUGGUUUCUGCUGAUAUGUUCUUUUUACAUGUCUUGGUUGUCCCGCCUACGAGAUUCCGUAUGCCUCAAAGGCUGGGUGACGAGGUGCACGAAAACACACAGAAUGAGCUUCUUUCCAAGGUUCUUACCACUAGUCUUUUGAUUAAAGAUUUGAAUGAGCAGUUCCUUGGAUUGCAGAAAGAUAUCACCGGAGAAGAAGAGAAAAAAUUGAUUUUCAAUAGAUUGAUGAAUGCUUUUGUUACUCUUCAAAACGAUGUCAAUGGAUUUAUUGAUUCUAGUAAAAAUCAGAAUGCCGGUCCCUCGCAGACCCUCUUACCGGGUAUCAAGCAGGCCUUGGAGAAGAAAGAGGGGCUAUUCCGUAAGCAUAUAAUGGGAAAACGUGUUAAUUUUGCCGCCCGGUCUGUUAUUUCACCAGAUCCUAUGAUCGAGACGAACGAGAUCGGUUUGCCCCCUGUGUUUGCUACGAAAUUGACUUUUCCAGAACCUGUUACUUGUUAUAAUGUUGCUGAGAUGAGACAGUGCGUUAUCAAUGGACCGGACAAAUGGCCGGGAGCCACUGAGGUGCGCGAUGAGAAUGGCACCAUCAGUUUGGUUGGUAUGAACGAAGAGCAGAGGCAGGCCGUUGCCAAGCAGUUACUCACACCCUCAGGGGAAGGUAAUGGUGUUGUGAACAAGCAAGUGCUUAGACAUAUUAGAAAUGGCGAUGUUGUUAUUAUGAAUCGUCAACCUACUCUUCAUAAGGCCUCCAUGAUGGGUCAUAGAGUUAGGGUUUUGCCGAAUGAAAAGACUCUUCGUAUUCAUUACGCGAAUGGUGGUCCUUACAACUGUGACUAUGAUGGUGAUGAAAUGAACUUGCACUUUCCGCAAGGUGAAUUGGCACGUGCAGAAGCCUACAAUUUAGCUAAUACAGAUUCACAAUACCUUACUCCUACUUCUGGUUCCCCUGUUCGUGGUUUGAUUCAGGAUCAUCUUUCCACUGGUGUAUGGUUGACUAAUAAAGAGACCUUCUUCACCAGAGAAAAAUAUCAAGAACUUGUGUACGGAUGUCUCAGACCUGAGCAUAAUGGACAUGGGUUUGGCUCCGGUUCUUGGAGAGUGAAGACACUACCACCUACAAUCUUCAAGCCCGUUCAAUUGUGGUCUGGUAAGCAAGUGAUAUCUUCUGUCUUGCUUAACAUCAGACCUGCCCACCUUCCUGGAGUUAAUUUAGAGUCCAAGAACAAAAUCAAGAACGAGUAUUGGGGAGAAGGAUCCCACGAAAAUGAAGUCAUUUUCAAGAACGGCCAAUUAAUUUGCGGAAUUCUUGAUAAAUCUCAGUAUGGUUCCUCUAAGUACGGUAUUAUUCACGCCAUUCACGAGGCAUACGGCCCAGAUACAGCUCAGAGAGCGUUAUCCUCCUUAGGAAGAUUGCUCACCAACUACGAGCAGUGGAUUGCAUUUACCUGUGGUAUGGAUGACUUAGAGUUGACCACUUCGGGAAAUACUGAUAGGGAUAGAAUAUUGUCUAAAGCCAAAGAGGUUGGUCGUAAAGCUGCUGCUGAUGUUACCAACUUAGAUGAAGAUAUUCCGGUGACCAACCCCGAGUUUCACAAACGACUUGAAGAGGUGUUGAGAGAUGAUGAAAAACAUGCCAUUUUGGAUGCUGUUACUAUGUCCAAAGUCAACGCUAUCACUACCGAGGUGGUGGAGUCUUGCGUCCCCGCAGGCACUGUGAAGAAGUUUCCACAGAAUUCUAUGCAGGCGAUGGCAUUAUCUGGUGCUAAAGGUUCUAACGUUAAUGUGUCGCAAAUUAUGUGUUUGUUAGGACAGCAGGCUUUGGAGGGUCAGCGAACUCCAGUCAUGGUUUCAGGUAAAACAUUACCUUGUUUCAAACCUUUCGACACCGAUGCUAGAGCUGGUGGUUAUAUCAAGAACCGUUUCUUUUCUGGAAUCAGACCCCAGGAGUACUACUUCCAUUGUAUGGCAGGUCGUGAAGGUUUAAUUGAUACUGCUGUGAAGACUGCCAACUCUGGUUACUUGCAACGUUGCUUGACUAAACAGUUAGAAGGUGUUCAUGUUGGUUACGAUAACACUGUCAGAAACGCAGACGGAAGCCUUAUAGAGUUCUUGUAUGGUGGCGAUGCUGUGGACGUAGUCAAGGAGUCCUACUUAUUUAAGUUCAACUUCUUUUACGAGAAUUAUCAGGCUUUAUUGCAGAAGUACAGUCCAUCUAAUAUUGACAACUUGGACUCCGAAACUGCCGUUCAUUACUCCAAGAAGUUCCGUAAAGAACUGAAGAGGCAGGCGGAUGUUCCUGCAUGGAAACAGUCAUAUGAUCAUGAUCCUACAGUCUCCCUGUUCAACCCAUCGAGAUAUUUGGGUUCUGUUUCUACACGUUUUGAGGAGGAAUUGGACAAAUUCAUUGAGCAGAAUAAAUCUCUGUUCAAGAAGCAUUCUGAAACUGGCGUCUCAUCUAAGAAAUUCAAAGCUCUUAUGCAACUCAAGUAUAUGAGAUCUCUUAUAGAUCCUGGUGAAGCAGUUGGUAUUAUUGCAUCUCAGUCCAUUGGUGAGCCGUCCACUCAAAUGACUUUAAAUACCUUCCACUUUGCCGGACAUGGUGCUGCCAAUGUCACUUUGGGUAUUCCACGUCUUCGUGAGAUUGUCAUGACCGCUUCUUCUUCGAUUAAAACUCCGCAAAUGACUCUGCCAUUGUUGACUGACGUUGAUGAACCUGCCGCUGAUGCUUUCUGCAAAACAAUCUCCAGACUUACGCUUUCCGCGUUUAUUGACGAUGUCACGGUUACUGAAAUUACUGCCGAUCCUAAUCAACCAGAGUCGAGACGUUCUUAUGAAAUCCGUUUGAAGUUCUUUGAUUCCAAAGACUACAAGGAAGAGUAUGAUCUCACGAAGGAGGAGUUGGAAAUCGUUGUUUCCGACGAGUUCCUUGCAAUGCUCGAGAGUGAAAUUGUUAAGGAGAUUAGAAAACAGAAGAAAGUUGUUGAGGAGUUACAGGAUAUUGGACAUGCUGUGGAGUCUAAAAGUGACGAGGUCGACGGUGCUCCAUUGGGUUCACUUGAUGAUGAUUACUCUGCACAGAAAGAAAAGAGUAAAUCGAAGCAGUCUGCAUCUUAUGAUGGUCCAGAUGAUGAUGAACUAGAGGCUAUCCGUAAGGCAGAGAAAAGCGAUAGUGAUACUGGCGCCGAUAGCAGUAUUGAUAUCAGCAGUGAUGAAGAUGAUGAUAUGCAAGAUGACGAUGACGAGCCUAUUGAUGUUUCAAAGAAAACGCAGCUCAAAGGCAAUUCUCACCUAGAUAUGUCAAAGGAAGCAAUCAAGCGUGAACUUAAGGUUAUUGACAGUCAUGAAUUUAUCUCAGAGUUCAACUUUGACGACGACUCUGGCAAAUGGUGCCAGUUCAAGCUUGAACUUUCCGGAGAUACAGAGAAGUUGCUUAUGGUGAACAUUGUUGAGGAAAUGUGUAAGAAGUGUGUGGUUCGGAGUGUUGCUCAUAUUGAUCGAUGCUUGCACGAGGAAGGAUCAAGAGAUUUGGUCACAGAAGGUGUUAAUUUCCAAGCUAUGUGGGAGCAUGACUCGUUCAUCGAUGUUAAUGCCAUUCGUUCUAAUGAUAUCGCCGCCGUUCUUCAUGUCUACGGUGUGGAAGCAGCAAGAAACACUAUUGUUAAUGAAGUCAUAAACGUGUUUGGCCGUUAUGCCAUUGAGGUCUCUUCAAGACAUUUGGACUUGAUUGCCGAUUACAUGACCAGAGAUGGUAGUUAUUUGGCAUUCAAUAGGCAAGGUAUUGACUCUUGUACCUCUGACUUUAUGAAGAUGUCUUACGAAACGACCUGCCAAUUUCUUACGAAAGCCGUUCUCAAUGGAAAUAGAGAACAGCUUGAGUCUCCAUCUGCCCGACUUGUCAUCGGUAAAUUGAACAAGGUUGGUACCGGAAGCUUUGAUGUCUUGGCUAAGAUGCCCGUCAGAGCCAACUAA